This is a messenger RNA of Oikopleura dioica, 1575 nucleotides long. Lineage: Eukaryota; Metazoa; Chordata; Appendicularia; Copelata; Oikopleuridae. The record is from the annotation of a GenBank genome assembly.
AUGCAGUUGGGAUUCAAGGCGUAUUUACGAAGUUGGAAGUUGAAGGCUGUGAUAGAUAGAAAAACGGUUUAUCCAAGAAAGGAUGUUGACGAAGAUCUUUUUGUUAUUGCUCAGUCUGCAGCUAAGUUCGUCUUGACGAAAGAUGGAAAUAUGAGCGAGUAUAUCAAGUUUCUCCAAUGCGGAACGCUUCAAACACUAACUGGGAAUGUCUUCACCUACGAGGAGCAAUUUAAGUUUGGCCUCGCACCGGUCGAUUCCAAGUGCCUGUCGGAAGAUGUGGUUGUGUCAAACUCUUCGUUGCUAACUGUAGUUGAGCUGCACGAAAUCAUUACUUCAGGAAGAGUGAAAGACGAAGAGAAUCUCAAGAAGCUGGCAACUAUCCUAGAAGAUCGAGUUCUAAAUGGACCCCUUGAAGAAGCUCGAAAGAUUCCGCUUCCAAGUGCGGACAAAAUUCUUCAUGAUGGUGAUCCAAUUCCUGAUUAUUUAUUCAAAGUUCCAAUAGCCGCCAUCUUCCGGAAAAACUCUAACGAUAUUAUCGACGAAUUCGGGAUCAAACUUGCUGCUCUGUCACCAAAGCGGACUUUUAACUUCGUCACGAAUGCGAUUAUGACGAAGUUCUUCGACAAUCAAUGGUUCUGGGAGAUCGUCGCAUCCCACACAAAGAAGAUCGAAUACAGCGAGUUUGAAAGACUCGGAGGUGUUAUUCUUGACAUUCAUGAAAGCAUCUGCCGCGAUUUUAUGAAUUUCCCCUAUGGCGUCCGAUCCUUGUCGUCUUCGCUCUGUUCGAAAGUCACUGACUCAACGGAGUCGAUUUCAAUCGACGAUUUAUUUUGGCUUACGACUUGUUCUUUACCGAGAACAUGUUUGCCAAGAGGCGUUUUUGCACUUUGCUCCAACGAGUCCGUGAACAACCUGUAUCCGGUUGAAUUCGAAACGAGCGGCCUUCCGAUUUCCUGUCUUCUCUCCGCGGUCGCUUUCGGAGCAGACCUCAAGUUAGAGCCAUCUUUAACCGACGAUGAAAACGUCAAGAGCAUAUUUUCAAUGGCAGUUUCUACCGCUCUUGUUCAGCUCCUGCCAGUGUUGGAGAAAAAUGAAGCUAAAAGAGUUGGCCUCUUUCUAUCUCGAUACUCGUCACAUAUUAUCUGCCCUCCUGUUUACGAAUCGGGGGAAGUUGGGCUAACGGGCCUUAUUUCUGUCAUAAGCCUUGCUCUUGAAUUGCUUCAGAAAAAAGAAGUCUCUUCCUGGAUGAAUUCAAAGCUUGAAGAAAAUCUGCAACGUAAUAUCCAUCAGCUGCUUAUGCCCAUUGUUAAUGUUUUGAAGCGGACCGAAGAUCUGACUGUAUUUAAUGCCCUCUUGAAGCUCUGCUCUGACCACCAAAUAAAGGAGCUCGCCCUGCCCCUAUCAUCCACUGCCUCCGGUUGGAAAGAAGAUGAAAGAAAAAACGAAGCACUUGAAUUGCUUUCUGCGUCUUUUCCUGAGAUUGAACCUAUUAAUUCUCCUGAAGCUCAAUUAUUUCGACCUGAACAUAUCCCUGCCAGUAUUCAGGAAAAUGUGCCUGUACAAAUAGAAGCUUGA